Xenia sp. Carnegie-2017 is the source of this 2000-nucleotide messenger RNA. RefSeq lists its product as uncharacterized. NCBI's taxonomy places the organism in Eukaryota, Metazoa, Cnidaria, Anthozoa, Malacalcyonacea, Xeniidae. The record is from RefSeq and is a predicted model, not a curated record. The transcript has 7 exons. The coding region runs from base 300 to 1724 and encodes 474 amino acids.
AAACAGAAAAAAUAAAUACGUUAAAGACAGUUAUAUCUAUAUCAAUAAUCCGUUUCUAAGAUAUUCAUAAUUUGAAUAUGUGAAAGAAAGCAGAUAUUUCAUUUUCUCGGAUGUGUGUGCAUCAAAUAAACGAUGGACAUAAUAUAGAAACUGUUAUAUUGGAUUGCUUGGGAUCGGUGUCAGAUACAGAAGAUCAAAACCAAGUCGGUUCAAUAAUCUUUAUCAACUGUAAACAUCAGAGCAUUUAGAGCAUUCCUCAUCUCUUUAAAAGAUAAAGAAUAGGAAAAAAUAGAUGGCCAAUGAAUAACCUUGAACUCAUAAUUUCCGUGGAAUGCGGUUUGUUGGUAAUAUUUGUUCUCGGGAUGGUUAUCGUCUUCAUGAUACGCAAAUGGAGAAACAUUACGCGUGUCCACACUAGUAAUCGACCAAAUUGUCAACAACAGGCCAUGAAUUAUAUUGUCUUACCUCAAAGUAACACACACAUGCUAGAGCAGGAAGCAAACGUAAAGCAGGUCAACCAUGAUUAUGAUGAAUGUAAUGAGACAGUGGAUUAUACAUUACUGGAGGAUAGAACUGAUUCAGGACGACUCUAUUUUUCUCUAAAAUAUGACAACGAAAAAUCAACUCUGACGAUAAAACUUAUUAAAGGCGAAAAUCUACCAUUAAUCACGGAAGAAGAAACGAAGGCUUUUGUCAGCGUUCGUCUAAUUUCCCAACAAGUGAAUGAUUUUGAUGGCGACAAGAACGGUGGAAAUUAUAAAAGGACUUAUACGUUUACUAUAGCUUCAGUGGAUUUUUUUUCUUACUCAAUUCAUUUCGAGAUAAGUCGAUUUAAUCGCUACUCCAGAAAAUUUAAUGUAGGUCACGUGAUUGUAUCGUUAGGUGAGCUCGGAGUUGAUAUUAGCAAUCGGGAAGUGUUUUUCGUAAGAAGUAUAACCGCGGCUAAAACCACACAGGUGAAUAAAAGAAAAAGGGUUCAAUCAUCUUAUACUAAUCACGAUGAGGAAAGUCAAGCAUUACAUGGUGUGAAAAGAGAACGAAAUGUAAAAAAGAGAUCUCGUCUUCUAUGGCUUAAAUUAAGUCAUGCAGUUCAUGCUGGGAUUUACGAGGGAUUAAUAAGUACACGAAAUGAAUCAUUACAAUGGGAUCCAUAUCUUGUUGUACAGAAACAUGAAUAUAUUGAUAGCGAUGUAUUUUCAUCUUCAGAUCAAGAAGAAUCACCAAGAAAACAUGCACGGGAGGAACUUUACCAAUCUUCAGUGUUCGGCUCCGAUCUCAAAAAUUCUUCAACAAAUCAUUCAACAUUGAAGCAAAAUGAGCCAACCGCCAGGACAAAGGCACUGCCUACGCCAGUCAAUAAAGACUUCUAUCGGUUGGUUCAUUCACCGAUAGUAAGUCGAUCGGAGUCAGUGACGUCAUGGUCAAUACCGGAAAUAUUCCGUUUCUCGCCGACUACACACCACUUUCAAUCCAGUACGGCAGUAUUUGAAAACACGCCUGUAAGAAGUGGGAGGUUUCACGACAGAGUGCAAAAGAUGACUUCAUUAUCUUCCAAUUAUCGAAAGAGAUUGUUUAAAAAAUCCAGGAAGCAUUCCACCUACAGGCGCAAUAAGCUGUCAAGAAUGGAACCUCUGCGUAGCUUUCUGUAUUUAGGAAAAGAUACAACGGGAGAGAGAUCUCUCAAACGUUCACCAUCUAGAACAAGAAGUCUUCCCAAUCUCUGAAUGUCGUGACUAUUGACUGCUGCUUUUAGAUUCCCAUCUGCUCUAUGACUCAUUAUUCUUUUGAUAAACUUUAUGCAAACGGAUCGCUAACUGAUAAACUACGAAAUUAUAAAACAUAACGAAGUUAUGAAAACAUUGCAUUCGAUAAAAAAUAUAUUAUUCAAUGUGUAAAGAUAAUAAUGGUUGUAUAUUUUGCAAAAUAGAAGUUAUUUAUGAUAGUAAUGUUAGAGACUUGUUGAUGUCAAUACAACGUUUUGAAUAUGGAUGUAUCGAUAA